Molecule: messenger RNA, 2457 nt
Organism: Vicia faba (fava bean)
Lineage: Eukaryota; Viridiplantae; Streptophyta; Magnoliopsida; Fabales; Fabaceae
Source: the annotation of a GenBank genome assembly
AUGAUAAAGAAGGAUUGGGUGGAGUUACCUCCACACAGUCAAAGUUAUAAGGACGGUGUAAAUUACUUUUUGGAUAUUGCAUUCACCAAAGGAAUGGUUGAAGAAGAAGAGAUUUUGUGUCCUUGUUUUGUAUGUUGCAAUGAUAGUUGGGAAGUAAGAGAUGUAGUGUAUGACCAUUUAUGUAGUAAAGGAUUUGUAAAGGGAUACACUGAAUGGAUUUAUCAUGGUGAAGAUGAGAGUCUUAUAGAUCUUGAUGGUGAUAGUGAUGAUGAAACAUCAUCUCAUGAUGAUAUCGAUGGCUUACUAUUUGAGACAUUUAAAGAUGUGGCUGAAGGAGGUGGAGUACAUGAAGGGAUAAAUGAAGAUGCAAAGAAAUUUUAUAAACUAGUUGAUGAUGCAAAUCAAGAGUUGUAUCCUAGUUGUGAAAAUUUUUCCUCGUUAUCAUUCACUAUUCGAAUUUAUUUGUUGAAAUGUCUCCAUGGAUGGAGUAAUGCAUCAUUCACUGCUCUCGUAGAGUUGUUAAAAGAGGCUAUGCCAGAUUUGAACAUCCCUGUCUCUUUCAAUAAAACAAAAUCUAUGAUAAAAGAUUUGGGCUUAGACUAUAAAAAGAUUGACGCAUGUCCGAACAACUGCAUGUUGUUUUGGAAAUAUCACGAGAAAGAUGAUUCAUGUCAUAUUUGUGGCACGUCAAGGUGGAUUGAAUAUCCUGAAGUUGCUAAUGAUCUUGAAGAAUCUAUAAAAGCUCAUAAGGUUGAUCACAAUUUGGACAAAGAGACUAUUGCAAAGAAAAUGGAGAUAGACAAACUCUCACAACCAAAAGUAAUGAAAGAUCAUGCACAUGGUGACAAAGAAGUUGUACAAGAAACACCAAAGAAAAGAACUCAAGUGAAAGCUACAGUGAAUAGAGAAAGAAUUCAAAAGGUUGAUGGAAAAUUGGACAACCACAUUGUUAUGAAGAAAGCAGAGAGACCUAAGCUUUUGCAACCACAAGCUAAGGAAGUUCUUGCACAUGGAAACAAAGAAGUUUCACAAGGAAUGCUGAAAAAAAGAAUUCAUGAGAAUAUACUAGAGAACAAUAGAGAUAAAAUUCAAAAGGUGGAAAAACCAGUUGCAAGGAGAAUACUUAUUUCUUCCAAAAAUAAGAAACCAGAGAAAUCUACUCUAUCUUUGGACACAAUGAUGUCAAAAGCUGAAUGCUCUCAAAAGCUAAACAGGGUGCCAAAAUGCCCAUCAAUGUUGAUUGAUGAUUAUGUAGAUCUUCACAAGUCAAAGGAAAUGGAUGCAACCAAGUCAAACAAUGGUGAAAAACCGGGCAGCAGCGUUAACCGUAGCUCUAAUCAAAAUCAAUCAAAAAAAGGAACUCGACAAGAAAGUGUUCAAAAUCGGGCAAAAGUCAACGAAGAAGAUGCAAUCACAAAUAGAGAAGAAGAAAAAGAAACAUCCCAAAGAAAAACUCGUGGGAAAACUUUGUGCAAAAAGAUUCAUGCAAGAACUUUGGAAGAGCGAGUAGAAGUGACCUUUAAUGAGGAUUUUCAGCCAAUUGGUCCUAGUGAAAAAGUAGUAUCUGACUUGAGCCUCUUCUUGGGAACAUUGGCUAGGAACUCAACAUUUUGUCCUCUACGUUACACCAAUUGGUCAGGAAUGCCAGAUGAUAAUAAAAACCGUUUCUGGAGAUAUACUAAUCGGAAGUUUAUCUUGCCGGUUGAAGCACGAGAUUGGAUUGAGACCACUGUUAGAGAGGCAUGGAGAAGAUAUAAGCACAAAAUUAAGAAGAAUCAUUUUUUGAAGUAUUCCAACAUGACCGAGAGACUCAAAAAUCGUCCGCCAAACGUGCCAAUAGCCCAGUUUAAGAGUCUUUGUGCUUUGACUCGUGAAAAAGUGGAGUGUCCAGGCAGGGUACGCUGUUAUGGGAGAAACAUAACUAAAACUUCCUUAAAGAGAAAGGCAGAGAUUAAUGCUUUGAAACAAGCCCACAGUGAAGAGGUCUCUACAUUAAGGGACGAGUUUCAAGAUAAGAUUGAUAGAUUGCAAAAUGCUUUUAAGACCGUAAUACAACAAUGCAAUCCUCAAAUUAAUAUAGAGUCAAUUGAAGAUUUGUUAGGAUUAUCUCAUGGAGAUGCUAAUAGUUCCCCAAAGGAUAUAAGACCGCAAAUGCAUUCAUCUACAUCAACUCAUGCUCCAUGUCAUGGAAAGGACGAUAUAAAUGAUGAAAUUCAAGAGGACGACAUAAAUGAUAAAAUUCAAGAGGACGACCUAAAUGAUAAAAUUCAAGAGGACGACGUAGAUGACGAAUUUCAAGAGGACGACAUAGAUCUAGAUGAUGAAUUUCAAGAGGAGGAUAUAGAUGGUGAAUUUCAAGAGGACGACGUAGAUGGAGAAUUUAUGGAGGAUGACAUAUCUAACGAAUUUCAAGAGGACGAUCUGGAUGCUUUACUCCUAGAAGACAAACUUGAAUGA